This is a messenger RNA of Durotheca rogersii, 2043 nucleotides long. RefSeq lists its product as uncharacterized. Gene Ontology annotation, molecular function: protein binding. The transcript has a single exon. The coding region runs from base 83 to 1843 and encodes 586 amino acids. NCBI's taxonomy places the organism in Eukaryota, Fungi, Ascomycota, Sordariomycetes, Xylariales, Xylariaceae. Gene Ontology annotation, cellular component: nucleus; cytoplasm. The record is from RefSeq and is a predicted model, not a curated record.
GAACCAUGCCGAUCCAAAUCUGGCGGACGAAAGCGGCCGAACACCGCUCUCGUGGGCGGCAGAAGGAUGUCGUCGGGCUGUAAUGAAGACACUGUUUUUGCAUGGCGCAGAUCCGGAGCUGGCUGACGAAAACGGUCGAACACCACUUUCGUGGGCCGCAGCUAAAGGGACUGAGGCGAUCGCAGAGAUAUUACUUCUUCACAAUGCUGACCCGAACACCACGGAUCAAGAUGGUCGUACGCCCCUUUCUUGGGCUGCCGGAUCCGUUUCCAGGGACAGUAAUACCUCUUCCCAGGGCCAAGUAUACGACCGGAGCGUGUUGGUGAAAUUGCUUCUCGACUACGGUGCUGAUCCAUGCUUAGUGGAUCAAAACGGUCGGGGUCCUAUUUCAUGGGCUGCAGAAAAGGGGUCCUUGGUAACAGUGAAAUAUCUACUUGAGCAGGGUGCCGAUCUACACUCCGCGGAUCGGGGUGGCCAGACACCAUUGGGGUGGGCAGCGAAGACUCAGAACUAUGCGGUAGCAGCGCUAUUACUAGAGAAUGGUUCUCCUCCUCUGGAUGAUUUCUCAGCUAUCCUCGAUCUUUACAGCUCUACGACAAGUCGGCGUCAAGAAGAGUCUGGAGAUGUACCGGUUUUUCGAGGAACAACUCAGCAGUUUCUGAGUAACCCAGGGUCAACGGCAUCCGCUGACAACAAAACCGGGGUUAUCGGUAGCCCCAGUACUUCGGGACAGGCUGCAUUUUCCCAACCAGAUGCUGAGAAUGAAAGGAGGAUGGCGAUUCUUAACGCGCUUAUGAACGACGCGCACUAUCGUAAGAAGACCGCUUCAGAUUUCCUCCAUGCUCUUAGUUCCGUUGUUGUAGAUGAGAACAAACCCGACAACGUCCCGAAACGUGAGGACAUGCUCCUAGAAACUUUUGGAGGCACACGAGCCCGGGGAGAUGGGGGCGACGGCAGCGAUGAUAGUGAAGAUAGCGACGACAGCGACAACAGCGACAACAAUGACAGCAUAUACUACAGGGACGCCAGCGACGAUAGCGGCGAUGGCAACAACAGCGGCGACGGCAACAACAGCGGUAAAGGUGACAAUAGCGGCAAAGGUGACAAUAGCAGUAAAGGCGACAACAGCGGCAAUGGCGACAAAGGUGGCGGCGGCGGCAAAAACGACCAAGGUAAAAACAGCGACAACAGCGACAACAGCGGCAAAGGCAACAACAGCGACGAAAACGGGCCACCAUUCUUUAACUGGGACGAACUGACACAGGAGCUAAUAUUAGAACCUGAAGAAGACUUCCUUGAAUCAAAAUAUAUCGAUCUUCUGGCUGUUUUCCAAGGGCUGAGUGCCGAAAUAUCAUCCCCUUUCGCGAACAUCAAAUUAGAGGGAUUCUUGGCGGCUAUAUACUCUGUGCUCCAUCGAAGAGAUGCGUUGUCGUUCUUCCUCGCCCAAGGUGUUCGAAUCUACACCACCGAGGACGUUGCAGUAAAUAUACCGUCUAGACAGCUUUACACUGAACUGUUCAACCAGGCCAUGCUCAGUGGCCAUGACGUCCGUCUAGCAGCUGUUGCUUAUGGCGACGGCCAUGGAUAUGGUUCUAUAACGUUAUUUCAACUCGCCAUACCUGAAGGGAGGGGGCUACCUAACCGUAUCCAACCAAAAGCGGCUAUUCGCAGGGCCCCAAAGAGUCUGUUACAGAAAGUCAGCUGUGGUAUCGAACAUUGCAGCAAAGCAACGCUGUCUAUGCCAAAAAGGAGAUAUAUGGGAACAUACAAAACAAACAUUAAAAAGGGGGCGGUUCCAUCGUCGUACCACAAAACCGAUCGUCAAAAUAACUGCAAAUUCUGACAGCAGCCAUAGCCGAACGCCCCUGAAGACAGCUGUUAGCAUGAGCCCUAGGAAGAGAAUAAUCAACUUCCGCGCCACGAUACCGCAAAUGAUUGCCAUGCUCCUCCAUAAAGCAGCUACAUUGGAAAAGAUUAGAUCGACUGAGGUUCGGAUGCAACGGGAUUCGCGCGUUGUGCAAUUGGUCUAUGGCCCGAAUCAGC